AUGAAAACGACAAUUGAUCAAUUGUGUCCGGAUAUUUGGCAAUAUGUGUUUGAGUAUUUUCAUGCGAGAGAAUUAUUUACUAGCCUCAUACACGUAACUAAAGCAGCUGAUGAUGUAUUGCUCAAUGAAAAUCAACAUUUCAGUGCAAGAACACUUGUCAUUGACACUGUUGUUCGAACUCCUCCUAAAGAACUUAUGCCUGCUCGAGUCAUCUCACUUGAAUUGUACGAAGAUAGCCGUUUCAAUACUAUUCGACAAUAUUUUCAACUUCGUUCAUUAAAACUUAUAGGUGAUCCUCAAUGGAUCAUUUAUGUCCUUAAACAGAUUUCACAAAAUAAUAAGAGACUUGAACAGUUGACUUUUUUAAUACCCAGCAUUGGCUUUUUAUAUGAUCUCCUUGCUUCUAUCUCAGUGAUAUCUUCACUGCGUCGGUUAGAAAUACGAGCAGACCAAUUUGAAGAAAAGAUAAAGGUUCCUUCCUCAUUUGUAAGGUUAGCUAAGAUCGAGCAAUUUAUUCUGCAUUCCUGUUCAUCAAUAAGUUGGAAUGAAUUAUUAUAUAUGUCCCCUCACAUGUCUAACGUUCGCUUUCUCGAUAUUACGUUAAUCAAGUGUCAUAAUAACUUAUUGAAUUCAUUUACAUUGCCGAAACUUCGCUCUUUAUUUCUCAUAUUAAUUGAAAUUCCUUUUGAAUUGAUCAUUCAACUUGUGACUACGGCACCUUCUCUAGUAAAACUUAAACUAAAUGGUCUCGUAGAUGAACAAGGAUUCGUCAUUAAUCACAAAUGGUCAAAAUUAUUUGAAUCUUGUUCUUCACUUAAAAGCAUCAUCGUAAGCGUGUCGCUGGAGCAAUCCAUAAGCUCCUAUUAUAGUGAAACGAUUCGAGAAUCUCUACAUAGAAUAAAUCUGACUUUAAAUGUAUUCGAUGAUGAUUCUGAAUAUUAUUUGGAUACACGACAGCAGAAUCAUUGGUGGAAGUUGUCAGGAGUCAUUAUUCAGCAUUGA
Adineta ricciae is the source of this 1002-nucleotide messenger RNA. The record is from the annotation of a GenBank genome assembly. Lineage: Eukaryota; Metazoa; Rotifera; Eurotatoria; Adinetida; Adinetidae.